Messenger RNA from Alexandromys fortis (reed vole), 7035 nucleotides. RefSeq names its product chromosome unknown C3orf22 homolog (gene CUNH3orf22). NCBI's taxonomy places the organism in Eukaryota, Metazoa, Chordata, Mammalia, Rodentia, Cricetidae. The transcript has 3 exons. The record is from RefSeq and is a predicted model, not a curated record. The coding region runs from base 6567 to 6989 and encodes 140 amino acids.
UCCCUUACAAGUCCUCACCUUCUUUAUAUAUGGAAAACAGACAGGAAAAAAUGAACCACAGUAAAACAAAACAGAAACAAAGAAAUAGAAAAUUAUAAAGAAAAAAGUAUGAGAAACAUAUAAACACUUGCAUGCAUGUAUACAUACACACACCAUAAAAACCACAUAAUCAAAACCAUAAUAUAUAAUCAAAAGACUGUACCAGGCUUUUUUCUUUUAGGCCACCAACCAGUUUUCAAAUCAUGACACAGAGAAUGGUUUUGAAUGCUCAGUCUAGCUCGGGCUCAUUUCUGGCUGGCUCUUUUAACUUAAACUAACCUGUUUCUAUUUAUAUCCUUUUGCCUCAAGGACCGUUGCCUUUCUUACUUCUGUAUAUCUUACUUUCACUGCUUCUCUAUGUCUGCUGGCUGGUAUUGCCUGGUUUCUUACUCUGGGUGUCUCCCGCAUGCUCUUCUCCUCCUUCUCUCUCUCAGUCCUCUGGUUCUUCUUGAGUCUGGAUUUCUCCACCUAUUCAUUCUCUCUGCCUGGCAGCCCCACCUAGCCUUUUCCUGCCUAUUGGCCAUUCAGCUUUUUAUUAGACUGUUGAGAUAGGAGCCGCAGGGCUGCAUACCUGGCACCCGGCCACCCACAUGGCUAGCUUAUGCCCGAAAUAAUUACACGGAAACUGUAUUCUUUCAAACACUGCCUGGCCCGGCUAGGUCCAGUUUCUUAUUGGCUAGCUCUUACAUAUUGUUCUAACCCAUUUCUAAUAUUCUGUGUAGCCCACGAGCUGGCUUACCAGGGAGGAUCUUAACCUGCGUCUGUCUGGAGUGGGAGAACCAUGGCGACUCCUCACUAAGCUUCUUUUUCCCAGCAUUCUCUUCUGUCUACUCCGCCUACCUAAUUUUCUGUCCUAUGAGGGCCGAGGCAGUUUCUUUAUUAUUACAAGACCCACCUCCAUCAUUAGACCAAUCAGGUGCCUUAGGCAGGCAAGGUGACACAAAUGCAGCAUGUCUGUGCACAAUUGAACAAAUGCAGCAUAAACAAAGUAGCACAUCUUUGCCUAGUUAAAUUAAUAUUCCACCACAAAAGGCCAGUAAGAUAAAGAAUAGAAAAACAACAACAAAAAAACCACCCAAAUCAUAUGAGGCAAAAAAAAAAUCUCCAAAACUGCCAUUGAAAUGAAUUUGUUUGUGUUGGUGAUCUGCUGAUAGACAUAGGGCCUCCCUUAAGUGUGGUUUGUAUACCGAGUGAAACGCCAUUGGAGAAAACGAAUUGGGUCCUUUGUGAGCAGCUGUCGUUGGUGAUAGCUUCUAGAUUAGGGGUGGGGGUUCAUGUCUGCUUUCCCUCUCAGCACAGACCCUAUCUCGCUUGUACCUGUGCAAACCUGUGCACGCUGCCACAGUCUGGGGGGUUCAUAUGUUCAUCAGUCCUGCUUUGUCUGAAAGAUACUGUUUGCUGGGUGUCUUCAUCCCUCCUGACUCUUACAGUCUUUCUAUUUCCUCUUCUGCUUAGCUCCCUGAGCCCUGAGGGGAAGGGUUUGAGAAAGCCGUCCUGUUUAGAGUAUCCAGGGUUUCUCACUUUCAGCACAUUUCCCAGUUAUGAGUCUCUGUAUUUGUCCCAUCUACUGCAGGAGGAAGUGUCUCUGAUGAUGGAUGAGUAACGGACUGAUCACAGAUGUAACAGAAUGUCAUUAGGAGUCAUUCUAUUGCUAUGUUCCUGUAGCAUGACAGUAGCAUUUGCUUUUCCUCCAUGUGUAUGAUUAUCUAGUCUCAGAUUCUUGGCAUGGGUUCCACAUCAAAAUGGGCCUUAAAUGCGAUCAGAUAGUGGACUUGGAUAGAGAGGGCCUUAAAUGCUAUCAUAUAGUGGACUUGGAGCCUCCCUCAACUUUUGUGCCAUUGUUCACCAGCAUAUCAUGCAGCCUGGUCACCAUUUGAUGGGGAAGCUUUGUUAACCAAUUAUCAUCAAGAGGUGGGACUAAGUUAGGGUAUGGCUUUCUGGGGCCCGGAGAGAAACGGGCUCAUGGCUCAGGUGCUCUCUCUCUCUCUGUGGUUCCCUUGCAGUACAGUUGAGCUUGUACUUCUCAUUCCUGUUUCGUGAGUUCUUCCCCUUAUAAUAAGUAAAAAUAUAAUUGUUUAUCUUUUAUCUAGCCUGGCUAUUUCCCAAAUCGAGCUAACUUCUACAACCAUUGUAGAUGAAGGAUUUGUAGCUGGGCUAAUGUUUAGCUGUCUCCUCUGGUAGCAUGUAGACUACCUUCCAGCACCAUGAACACUAGUCAGUAGGCGUGAAGGCUCUUAGUAGACACCAGUUCAACUUCUCCGUGUUCAGUGAGAUAUAUAGGUGUGUCUGCGGCAAUAUGGCUUCACCAUCAGUUUGCAGAGAGCAACCAAUAGCUUUAGCGGUCAAGCAAACAAGCAACAACCAAAUAAUCAAGCAACAACCUGAGUUGCUUGUUGCAUAACAACUCAAUUCGAUGUAACACAUUUAUGGAACUGGAGGUUUCAUUUGGUGGUGAAAGAUGUCCAUCAGGGGCUUUGUCUCCACUGUUAUUCGGUGACUUCAUUUAGAUUUCUUUCAUAUACAUAAAGAAGCUUCUACUGCAGGAGGUUUCCAUAUGACCUCUCCAAUGGCCCUGAGUGUUAACUGUCCCUCACCAUAUUCCUUCCCUUUCCACACUUCCUCCCUCCUUUCUGUUUAAUCCUCCUAUUCCAGUCCCCUUCCCAUCUCUCCAUGACUAUGCAUCCUAUUUCCCCUUCCUUGGAAGAUCCCCUACUCAAUGCUUACUUUAUACCCAAACUCUGUGAUUAUUCAAGUAAUAGCAUUCCUAGUAAAGGGUUAAAACCUAACAUCUACAUAUAAGAGAAACUGAUGCAGAAAAGUGCAUAGUGGUGAGUUUAUUUUGCCCUCAGAUCUAAGUCCCAUGCCUGCUAUAAGUCUUCUUCUGAACCCUGAAGGGGAUGCUGAGGCUGGUACUCGGAGGGCCUCAAUAUGAAGCCCCAUUUAUUUUUGUUCUUAGUGCCUCUGCUAUUGGUGUUCAGGAGUUCUUUUUCUGUGCCAGUGAGUUCAAGAUGAUUCCCAUCUUUUUCUUUUAGAUUCAAGGUAUAUGACCUUAUGCUGAGGUCCUUGAUCUAGUUGGAGUUGAGUUGUGUUCAGGGUAAUAAAUAUGGAUCUAUUUGCAUUGUUCUACAUGCAGCUAUCUAGUUGGCCAGCACCAUUUGUUGAGGAUGCUGUCUUUUUCCUAGAGGUCUAUUUCCAAAAUGCAUAUGCGGUCUUGUAACUUUUCUCUUUGGGGCUAUUCUUGACCUGCAUCAGCCUGUGAGACCUGAUACAUUGGGCCUCAGGACUGGCCAGCCUUGGUUUACCUGGCCCCACCGUGCUCUCCACACAGAGGCUUUCUUUUAGAUCUUCAGAGCUCAAUACUCAGCUAGAAGGAAGACAGAAAUCUGCAUAUGAGGGAAACGAGGCCACCAGCUGGCCCAGUGUCUACUGCCCUUAGAGCCUGAAGCACACACUCUGUCUUAGUCACUGCUCUGUGGCUGUGAAGAGACACCACAACCAAGGUGAUUCUUAUAAAAGAAAGCAUUUAAUUGGGGACUGGCUUACAGUUUCAAGGGCUUCGGCCAUAAUCAUUAUCAUGGUGGGAAGCAUGCAGCAAGCAUGGCAAUAAACAUGGAAAAGUAGGUGAGAGCUACAUCCUGAUUCUGAUUCUCAGGCAGAGAGUGCAGUCCUGGCAUGAGCUUUUGAAACCUCAAAGCCCACCCCAAGUAACACACCUCCUCCAAGAAGGCCACACCUCCUAAUCCUUCUAAUACUUGCAAACAGUGCCAAUUCCUGAUGACUAAUCAUUUAAAUAUGUGAGCCUCUGUAGCUUUGGAGCCUGUCCUGGAACUAGCUCUUGUAGACCAGAUUAGUCUGGAAGUCACAGAGAUCCACCUGUCUCUGCCUUCCAAGUGCCUGGGUUAAAGGUGUGCGCCACCACUGGUCUUUUCUUAAUCACUGCUCACUUCUCAGCUCUGGCUAACCAGCAUCACUUGUCCCAGUAAAGCAAAGGUUUCACUUCAGGGGCGCCAAUCUCUUGUUAAAGCCCUGCUGACUCUUCAGGCCCAGCUGCCCAGAAACUAGAUUCUUCACACAUUUGGCCAUAUAGAGUAUUUGCUUCCCUCUGCAACUUCACAUGAGGCCUCCAUCAUCAGCACUGCUCCUAAUGUUAUCUUCCAAGCUCCUACACAAUAACCCACUGAGAUCUCAACACUCAGUAGUUUUCUAGUCCAAAGUUCCAAAGUCCUUCCACAGUCUUUCCCAAAACACAUGGUCAGGCCUCUCACAGCAAUAUCCCACUCCUAGUACCAAGUUUGGUCUUAAUUAGGGUUGCCAUUGCUGUGAACACAAAUGCCACUCCAAGUGGCCUAUUUCCUCAAAAGCAAGGCCCAGCUUCUGUUUCCACUAUCCUUCCCCAAUGGUACCAUCAAAUCAUGAAUUCAUCAGUGGGCUGACCCUUCAAUCACUUCAGAGCUCUCACGAUCUAAUUGCCUCUCGUGAUGGAUCCAUCAGCUGGGGACCACACUGAGGCACAUGAGCCUUUUGGGAGAGUCUGAACCACCAGACUGUAAGAGCUGUGUUCUCAUCUGGCUCUCUGCACUUUGAGACCACUCUGCCAACCCCAGCCACUGUAAGGUGGUCCUGAAGGCGUAAAUCACAAACAAUCCCACACCAGUUUGGAAUUAUGAUUAAUAGGGUGGUAUUUAUUUAAAGGGGAAAAAACUUACAGAUCACCAUCCCAGACAACAGCCCUCUGCACAAUCAGGAAGGAGUCUAGUUGCCGGAAACAGAGCAGGAAGCAAAGAGAGAGAGAGAGGAGGGAAGAGGCCGCUUUUUUAAAGAGAGAGACCACGCCCCAAUGGGCUGGUACCUCAGCGGCUAUUGGCUGGAGGAGCGGAAGGACCUCCCGCAACAUGGUCCCAGUGAAGAAGCAGUGUCUUCUGUUCAAACUCUCAGUGCCCUCACCUGGCUUUCCUGCUGUUCCCUUCAAGACACUUGUCUAAGAAGCUGGGAGGCUCUUCUGGCCCAGAGGAGACAGGGGAGAAAGCCUAAAUCUCGGCUUAAGGAUUUGAGCAGCCUGCUGGGAAUCAAGCUCCUGAUAAACAGCCCAUUUGGCUUUCCAGACGCUUGGGCAUCUCCUGACAGCACUGACCAAAUCUCCAGACCUCUCAGCCCAUCUUGCUGCCUGGCUCCUCUUCACUUUCUUCCUCACUCUCCCUCUUCUUCUUCCUCCUUCUCUCUCUCUCUCUCCCUCCCUCCCUCCCUUCUUCCCUCCCCCUCUUAGUUAGCAAGAUAAGAUUUCCCAGCAGAUCUCCUGUGCUGGUAUACUUGCACUCAGCUUCUGUGAGAGAUGUCAGCAGCUACCCUGUCACUGAUUGUGACCUCAGAGGCUUCUGACCUUCCAAUGGGCCUCUGGGCCCUAUUAGCCCUAAGUCAUGGGGUUACGGCUCCCAUGGUACCCUGGCACACAGAACCAUGGUCAGAAUUAAGCCCUGUGGUGUCACCUAAGCCUGUGUUCCAAUGUGCAGCUCUGUUGGUUUGCUUGCUCCCAGAACACCCUGGACCUUUGUCUCCCAUCUGACCAAGGUUUCUGAGUGUGGCAUUGGAGUCCAUGGGACCACAGCAGCUCUCCCUCUUACAAUUGCCUGGACAGGAGCAAUUUUAGGGCUUUGUGAUCGAAGUCCUAAUCCACAUUCAAGAUGUAAGUGAGGCUGCCUUGGUGAGCUCCACUAGCCUGUGUGGACAGUCCCAUCCCCUUAGAGAUGUCAGUUACUGCUGUAAGAUGCCGGUAGACAUGCCUGGGAUGGGUGUCAUGGGGUCAAAAGGUUCCCUGGACUCUGCAGUGGCCCCUGCCCUAGAGUAAACAGCAGCUGACAGGGCCAUCCUGCAAAUGGAUGGCAGUCGACUGGAACUCCUGACACCCUGGCUAUUCAGGAUCGUCUGGGCUAUUCAGGAUUGUCUGGGCUAUUCUGUAUUGUUGGGGAUUUUCAGGAUGGUCUGGGCUAUUCAGGAUCGUCUGGGCUACUCAGAAUUGUCUGGGCUAUUCAGGAUCGUCUGGGCUAUUCUGGAUCGUCUGGGCUAUUCAGGAUCGUCUGGGCUACUCAGGAUUGUCUGGGCUACUCAGAAUUGUCUGGGCUAUUCAGGAUCGUCUGGGCUAUUCAGGAUCGUCUGGGCUACUCAGAAUUGUCUGGGCUAUUCAGGAUCGUCUGGGCUAUUCUGGAUCGUCUGGGCUACUCAGAAUUGUCUGGGCUAUUCAGGAUCGUCUGGGCUAUUCUGGAUCGUCUGGGCUAUUCAGGAUUGUCUGGGCUAUUUUGGAAAUGCAGCAUUCCUGUUUUUAUCGGGUGGAUGCAAACAAAGCAGUUCACCUGCUGUGGCUCUUGCUUCCCUUCCCAUGAAAAGUGGGGCAAUAACAAUGUUCUCCACCAGUGGGGAAGUCAAAUGAGCUCCACAGAUAACGUCGUACGACCUCCUACUCUUGCUUCUGCUCUGGCAGCUUCCUCUUGCUUUCUACCCAUGACUGAGGAGGACACAGCCUGACCCCGUCUGUGAUGGAAUCAAGAGGCCUCAAGAAGCCCCUCCGGUAUAAGAGACACAAAAUCAAGACACAUGAGAAGCUGAUCAAGAAGUUUCCUUACAGGUUAUCGUGGUUGACGGAACCCAGCCGAGAUUCCCCGCAGUCUUGGAAGGCUAAGAGCAAAGGGUUGCUGAAGGACCAGCUGCCCUUACAGAAGAAACUGGUGCCAACGCGGUCCAUUCCCCUCCCAGGGGUCGGAGCUCCGGAUUUUACAUCAACGCCACUCAGUUGCUGCUCACAGCCUCCUCCGCAUCCUCCACUGUGUAACCUCUGGGAACUUAAAUUACUGCACGUCCGUUUCCCUAGACAAGACCUUAGCAAGGUGCCUCCUCUCAAGACCAGUGCUGACCAGCCCUACACCAGUGGUGCUUCAGGGCCAUCUGAGAGCUUUUACUAGAACGUCCACUCUCCAUGGCUUCUUUCUCAGCCACGUUCUCUCUGCU